Macrobrachium nipponense is the source of this 381-nucleotide messenger RNA. RefSeq lists its product as uncharacterized. The record is from RefSeq and is a predicted model, not a curated record. Bases 1 to 381 code for a protein of 126 amino acids. The transcript is spliced from 2 exons. NCBI's taxonomy places the organism in Eukaryota, Metazoa, Arthropoda, Malacostraca, Decapoda, Palaemonidae.
AUGGGUGCAAUCGCCCGAUACUUAGUGAGGAAAGUGACACGCUCCGGAGGCAAGGUAAGAGACGGUUCAGAGGACACCAGGUGUUGGGAGACACCCAUCGAAGAGAGGCUUCUGGUGUACAACUUGACAGUGAAUCUACAGAAAAGUGAAUUUGGUGAAGCCCAACUUGUCUAUUUGAGUCUCAAAGUUGGAAGUGGGAGCAUAAUGCCAGUAGCUGCAAAGUUUGAAACUGUUGCUCAAAGGCCAACAUCAAAAUCAAGGAAGGAAGUUAAAAGAUUCUUGGGUAACUUUGCUAGAGUAGCUGCUCCAUCAAUGAAAAUAGUGAGUCCAAAAAGAGAAUUUAACUGGACAAAGUCCUGCAAUGAAGGGUAUGAGGUUUAA